This is a messenger RNA of Mycena indigotica, 606 nucleotides long. RefSeq lists its product as uncharacterized. The record is from RefSeq and is a predicted model, not a curated record. The coding region runs from base 1 to 606 and encodes 201 amino acids. The transcript is spliced from 5 exons. Lineage: Eukaryota; Fungi; Basidiomycota; Agaricomycetes; Agaricales; Mycenaceae.
AUGUCUGCAGCCCCCACUGGUAGCGAGAACCCCCACUCUAAGAACUCGACUAGCAUCGGGAGCAAAGUAAAAGGCGGUGCUAAAGUAGCCCAAGGACUCGGAAAUACUGUCCGCGGGACAACCUUCGCUGCCAUUGACUCUGUCGAGAACCGCGAUUCGAGCACCAACGACGGGAUCGCACGUCGAGGACGUAGGGAAAUCGAAGAAGGCAUUGCAAUGAUCAAGGGACAUUCUGUCAAACCCACGGCAACGGGGCCAGGUAAUUCCCUCCAAGGCUGGGGCACAGGAAUCAACGGAGCGAACUCCGAGGCGACUACGAGCAGCUAUGGUUUUCCUCCGCCCCGGGGAGCGGCGUACGCUCAAAACUCCACCGGCACCACUGCGAACACUGAACCUUCUGACCUCGGACUGGGCUCAAAUGCAUAUAGCGGCCAUCCAACAGGUCAGCCACCGUCUUAUCCGACCCCGGGUGCUCAGUAUGCCGCCGAUAAGGUCAACGGCGGACUAGGGUAUACACAUCCGACACAGCUUGGAAAUCGUCCAAACACCGGAGAUAUGGUCGGAGAGGCAGCAUACGAGCAACGCCAGGAUGCCGAUCAAAUGUAG